GAGGAUUGUCUUGUUUCUGUGCUGACGCAAAAUCACUUGACAAAGAAAUCACCGAGGUCCUUUUAUCCACCAUGAAAAACUGUAAGAACAAAGACGCCCAGAAGAACCUCAAUAGCAUAAUCAGGGACUUGGCCAAUAAGCAGCCACUGGACAAAGCAUUCCUGCAAAAGAUGGGACCUUCUGCAUCCGCCCUCUCCAGCACGCAGAUUGCCAACAUCAGCGACCGAGACAUCCCCGACAUCAUCUCCGACCUGGGCCGAGGGAAAGACUGGUCAAAGCAAAAGUCCAGGAUUCUGGUUAAGAAGUUCCUGAAAGGUGGAGGAAAGAUCUCCUCAAGCUCUGAUCUGGAGAAGUUGGGAAGUCUGGUGAGUGGGCUCAACAGCAGAGUGCUUCGCAAUGUGAGUGGGGUGCAGCUACUCCAGGCGGUCAAGGAAGGUCUGGAGAAGGAGGCCAAAGAGAUGUCAUCCUUCCAGAGGAAGACCAUUGUAGAAACGAUCCUGGAAGGGGUGAACAGUACGGCUGCCCUUGAGUCUCUGUCGGGAUCACUGGUGAAGGAACUGCCCCUCCAAGCUAUCAGGAGCGCCAACGUCAGGAACCUGCACAACCUGACUGAGAAACCCUGGACCAUGAUUCAUGCUCUGUACCUGUGCAAAGUUGUCUUGAAGGAUGGAUCCAUGUCAGCCAGUAAAUUCAGCCAGCUGGGGCCCCUGACUCAGGGUGUGACCUGUGAGAAGCUUAAGACCUAUGGUGACCGGUUUGGCAUGAAGAUGGGCCUGGCACUGAGGAACACCACAUGGCUGUCAAGGAAACAGUUGAUGUGCGCAGGGCAGAAGCUCCAAGACACCAUCCGGAACCUGCCAGCAAAUGCCAACGGCCAGGCAGUGGAAACCUUAUCAAAGAGCAUUCCUAGUUCAGUCCUGCUUUUCCUGGGGGAAGAAUCCUUGACCCGUGUGUACGGCAACAACUGCAGCGGUUUCCUGGCACAGAUGGCUGAGGCAAAGCUGGAGCUGCUGCCGCGAAGUUCCCCCGUCCGAGGGGCACUGCGGGAUCGUGCACUGCGCUGCCUGAAUCUGCCAGUAUCGGCUCUGAACGGAACGGCUGUGGCCCAGCUCGGAGCGUUGCUGUGCGAAUUCACGGGACAGAACAUCUCGGACCUACCGGAAGCUGCCUUCAACGCCUCCAUCCCACACUUCUGCAAGUGCAAACAAUUCCACCCAAGUGCAGCCAGUAGCCUGCGUACUAGGCUGCUUGAAACGCUGGGAGCUUCAUCUCAGUGGACGGUGGAGGUAGUGACCUCGCUCGGCUCCAUGAUAACCCUGCUAGACGAGCGCACCGUGCUACAGCUACCCAACACGAGUGAUAUUAAGGAAGCUCUGUCGGAGUUCGUGGCCUCCCAGCCUAAACAGAGCACAGGCACCUCCACCGAAUUCCUGACCGGAUUCAACCUCUCUAACGUUGAGAAAAAGAUCUUCCAGAUCCUCAGGGAGGAGUCAACAGCGGCAGCGGCUAGCUCACGCAGGAGACGGGCAGAUUCCUGCACCGUGCUGCCGAGCACCGAGGAAAUACGGGAGCUGGGGGAGGCCAACAGCCAGUGGAGCACGGGUCAGCUGGCGUGCAUGACCACCCAGACUUUCGCCGACUCAGUCGAUAUACUGGGGACGGUCAGCGGUUUCUCCCGAGAGCAAUGCUUGGCUCUAAAGAACAAGGCCAUUGAGACGUGGGGCGCAGUGUCCAGUUUCAGCCCUGACAACAUCGCGGCCCUGAACUGCAUCCUGACCAUGAUGUCCGCCAGCGAGCUCCGCUCCAUGGACCUGGGCACCAUCGAUACCCUGGCCGCCGUCUCGGCCUGUCCCACCUGGACCCAGGAGCAGCGGAAGGCUGUUGUGGAAAGAUAUCUGGCGCUCAGCGGGACCACUGCGGCCUCGUUGGGAUCCCUCGAGCUCAUCGGCCUGGGGAGCUUUGCCUGCGCCAUGAACGCGACCUUCAUCUCACAGCUACAGCAGGAAGAAUUCAGAGUAGCAGCUGGGAGCCUGGGGCAGCAGGCGUGUGGCCCCGAGACCCUGGACGCACUGAAGGACAGAGCAGUGAAUGUUUUCGGCCCCAUCACCAGCUGGGAGGCGGAGGACAUGGCGGAGAUGGGCGCUAUCGUUGCUGGAGCGAGCGCUGAGGAGCUGAGCGAGUUGGAUCCAAAAGUGAUGCCCUUCAUCUGCAGCCAGGCUGUGAGCCUUAUCCCACCCGACAGGUUCAAGGCCCUGAGCGUGUCCCAGCUGAAGACUCUCUCUCCAGAGGGUGCAGCCGCCGUGACUGAGGCUCAGCUGGACCGAGUGAGUGAGCAGCAGCGGGCUGCUUUGAAGGAGGCGCUAGGGAUGCCAAUUACCAUGAAGGCCUCCAUGCCGAUAGUUCUGUCACACUCACCGCCUCUGGGAUCCCUCGGGCUGUCCGCCAUGACUCGGGCCCUGCCGGCGUUGCUGCUGCUGGUCUGGAGCCUGCGGGAGUUUCCCUGAUCCCGCAUCCCUGUCCGCCCACAACGUGGUUCAGCUGUCCCACAGGGCUAUGUGUGAAGAAAAUUUUAGUGACAGCACAAGGCUUUUGAAAACUAAAUUAUUGCUGAUUAACGAGCUCUAACCGCGAAUCACGUCAGAGAUCGCUGUAGUGACCGAUGCUGCCUGUGCA
Molecule: messenger RNA, 2673 nt
Organism: Mobula hypostoma (lesser devil ray)
Lineage: Eukaryota; Metazoa; Chordata; Chondrichthyes; Myliobatiformes; Myliobatidae
Product: otoancorin-like
Exons: 18
Coding region: 72-2504 (810 amino acids)
Biological process (GO): cell-matrix adhesion
Cellular component (GO): stereocilium tip; kinocilium; cell surface
Source: RefSeq, a predicted model, not a curated record